Messenger RNA from Arachis stenosperma, 2024 nucleotides. Its product is annotated as S-adenosylmethionine synthase 1-like. Gene Ontology annotation, cellular component: cytosol. NCBI's taxonomy places the organism in Eukaryota, Viridiplantae, Streptophyta, Magnoliopsida, Fabales, Fabaceae. The coding region runs from base 178 to 1359 and encodes 393 amino acids. The record is from RefSeq and is a predicted model, not a curated record. Gene Ontology annotation, molecular function: ATP binding; methionine adenosyltransferase activity. Gene Ontology annotation, biological process: S-adenosylmethionine biosynthetic process. The transcript is spliced from 2 exons.
CUAUAGAAGGUAUGGGAAGAAGGGUCACAUGGGAUCACAAUCUGCCUAUAAACGGCUACUGCCAAACCUGAAUCCUUCUCUUAAAGCUGAGUUAGGCUCAGAAGGUGGUGUGGUCUCCAGACUCUCUGGUCAACACGUUUAAAGGUUCUAUCUAGUUAAGCUUGGGGCUUUUGGAUCAUGGAUACCUUCCUCUUCACUUCUGAGUCAGUGAAUGAGGGUCACCCUGAUAAGCUUUGUGACCAGAUUUCUGAUGCAGUCCUUGAUGCCUGCCUAGAGCAAGAUCCAGAAAGCAAGGUUGCCUGUGAGACCUGCACAAAGACCAACUUGGUCAUGGUCUUUGGAGAGAUUACCACCAAAGCCAAUGUGGACUAUGAGAAGAUUGUUCGCGACACGUGCCGCGGGAUAGGCUUUGUGUCCGAUGAUGUUGGCCUUGAUGCAGACAAUUGCAAUGUAUUGGUUUACCUGGAGCAGCAAAGCCCUGACAUUGCACAGGGUGUCCAUGGCAACCUCACAAAGCGGCCGGAGGAGAUUGGUGCAGGUGAUCAGGGUCACAUGUUUGGCUAUGCCACGGACGAGACACCAGAAUUUAUGCCUCUCAGUCAUGUCCUCGCUACCCAGCUCGGCGCUCGCCUCACCGAGGUGCGCAAGAAUGGGACCUGCACUUGGUUGAGACCUGAUGGGAAAACACAAGUUACUGUGGAAUACUACAAUGACAAUGGUGCAAUGGUCCCGGUCCGUGUCCACACUGUUCUGAUUUCCACGCAGCAUGAUGAAACGGUUACCAAUGAUGAAAUUGCUGCUGACCUCAAAGAGCAUGUAAUUAAGCAUGUGAUACCUGAGAAGUACUUGGAUGAGAAGACCAUUUUCCAUCUCAACCCGUCUGGCCGGUUCGUGAUUGGCGGCCCUCAUGGUGAUGCCGGCCUCACUGGGCGCAAAAUCAUUGUCGACACAUAUGGUGGUUGGGGAGCACAUGGUGGCGGUGCCUUCUCUGGGAAGGACCCCACCAAGGUGGAUAGGAGUGGAGCCUAUAUUGCUAGACAGGCUGCAAAGAGUAUUGUGGCCAGUGGAAUUGCAAGAAGGUGCAUUGUGCAAAUUUCAUAUGCAAUUGGUGUUCCUGACCCAUUAUCUGUGUUUAUUGACACUUAUGGGACAGGGAAGGUUCCAGACAGGGAGAUUCUGAAGAUUGUGAGGGAGAACUUUGACUUUAGGCCUGGAAUGGUUUCCAAUGAUUUGGACCUCAAGAGGGGUGGGAAUGGCAGGUUCUUGAAGACUGCUGCUUAUGGACAUUUUGGAAGAGAUGACCCUGAUUUCACAUGGGAGAUUGUGAAGCCUCUCCAUUGGGAGAAGCCCCAAGAAUAAAUAAGCUUGUGUUACCAAUGCAGUGAUAUCCUUAGCUGCUUGGUUUGUUUUCCCUAUGCGAUAGUCAAAGCAUAUCCACUGGUUCUUACUUCUUUUCUAUAUACAUGAGAAUUGAGCUGAGUAAUUUCUAGUAAGUAGAAACUAAGAGCUGUUAAAUAUUUUAUGUUUGAGAGUGAAAUAUUAAUGUGUUUUGUGUGUAAGUUACUUGUUUAGACUUUUUAGAGCAAGUAAAUCAAUGUGCCAAUAGACUUGCGCAACUGAAGAAGGGUCUCCAAUGAUUUGACCCAAAAUAUUCUCUACCAAGGGACUUGCCUAAAAUCAUAAACUGAACUUUCUUUUUAUCUUUAUUUGGCUUAGGAUAAAUUGAUCUUUUCUCAACAGUAUGGAAGAAAUAUUGGAAAGAUAACCAUUUAUGUACACACCCCCAAUAUAUUGGGUUCAUAAUCUUCUUUUCCAUUACAACCCACUUUCCCUUCAUACACAAACAACAUCUAUCUAUGCUACAAACAAAAGGAGACCAACAAAAAAGAUAAAUUAAAUUUAAAAAAAUAAGGUAAAAUAAUCAAAAUAAAUAUAUACCGACCCCUCUGCGGUGCCCAUCAUAGGAAGCAAAUCCAAGGAUCUAAAGGGUUAAAACUCUCCAAGCGAAAAAAAAAAAAAAAGAA